CUCUGCUUUAUAUGCCGGUUACAUUUUAAAUCUUCCUCCUCUAUAGAGAGCACACCAAGCAAAAUAAGAAAGAUGGCAAGUCUCCGUGUGCAUUUGCCGCUACUGCUGAUUCUACUCCUGAUUUCAUCAGGGCCAAAAAUGAUGGAGUGUGCGAGGAUUUUUACCAUAGUUAAUUAUUGCCAAGAAACGGUAUGGCCGGCUGUCACCCCAGGUGACAACUUCAACGGUGGUGGAUUUGAGUUAAAAUCAGGACAAUCAAUUGUUUUCACUGCUCCGGUUGGCUGGAGUGGCCGGAUAUGGGGCAGAACAGGCUGCAAAUUCGAUAAAAAUGGAAGUGGUUCAUGCAAGACGGGGCCCUGUGGCACAUCCCUGAAAUGCAAGGCCUCCGGUGAGACCCCGGCCUCCCUUGCUGAAUUUACCCUAACAACACUCGACUUUUACGAUGUCAGCCUUGUCGACGGUUUUAAUUUGCCAAUAGCCGUUACACCAGUAAAUGGUAAAGGAAACUGCAGCGUUGCUGGUUGUGAUGCAGAUCUGAGGGAUACUUGUCCUUCCGAGCUCGCUGUUAAGUCCAACGGAAAGGUUAUCGCUUGUCGAAGCGCUUGUGAUGUGUUCAACACGGAUGAAUAUUGUUGCAGGGGAGUUUAUGGAAACCCUGUGGUUUGUCAACCUACAUAUUAUUCAAAGAAGUUCAAAGAAGCAUGCCCUACUGCUUAUAGCUAUGCAUAUGAUGAUCCUACCAGUAUUUUUACGUGCUCAGGGACUGAUUAUAUUGUUUCCUUUUGCUCGUCCAGGAAGCAAGCAGUUUGCACCUACCAUGACAACAGGCUUGUUUGCAGUGGAUCAGAAGGCCUGGAAUCAUUGAUUACCAGAUGGUGGGCUCUCGUGUUCGCAGUGCCACUGUUUAUUACUUUCUGAUAAAUAGUUUUCAAGUAAGAAAACACAUUUUUAUAUUUUUUGAAAUUUAAAGGAAGUCUCAUUUUAAUUC
Populus euphratica (Euphrates poplar) is the source of this 988-nucleotide messenger RNA. RefSeq names its product thaumatin-like protein. The transcript has 3 exons. Lineage: Eukaryota; Viridiplantae; Streptophyta; Magnoliopsida; Malpighiales; Salicaceae. The record is from RefSeq and is a predicted model, not a curated record. The coding region runs from base 73 to 918 and encodes 281 amino acids.